This is a messenger RNA of Juglans regia (Persian walnut), 1650 nucleotides long. Its product is annotated as cytochrome P450 734A1-like. The record is from RefSeq and is a predicted model, not a curated record. NCBI's taxonomy places the organism in Eukaryota, Viridiplantae, Streptophyta, Magnoliopsida, Fagales, Juglandaceae. Bases 7 to 1509 code for a protein of 500 amino acids. The transcript is spliced from 4 exons. Gene Ontology annotation, molecular function: heme binding; monooxygenase activity; oxidoreductase activity, acting on paired donors, with incorporation or reduction of molecular oxygen.
UUCACCAUGAAUAUUGCCCUGAUUUUCCUACUCUUCCUUUUGAAGUUUGUGUACUCGUUCGUAUGGGUCCCACGGAGAAUCGAGAACCACUUCAGAAAGCAAGGAGUUCGGGGUCCCGGCUACCGUUUGAUCACCGGUAACUCAGCCGAAAUCCGGCGAAUCUACGCCGAUGCUCAAUCGAAGCCAAUGAUCACCUUCGACCACGACAUCCUCCACCGCGCUGCUCCUUUCUACUACAGGUGGUCAGGGAUGUACGGGAAGACCUUCCUGUACUGGUUUGGGUCGAAUCCGAGGCUGGCAAUAUCCGACCCGGACAUGAUCAAAGAAGUCCUUAUGAACACGACCGGAUCAUUCGGAAAGAUCCGGCACAAUCCCUUGGCUAAUGUUCUCUUCGGUCAGGGACUUGUUGGGCUUUCGGGCGAGAAAUGGGCCAUCCAUAGACGGAUCACAAACCAAGCCUUUAAUAUGGAGCGAGUUAAGUGCUGGGUACCAGAAAUCGUGGCUAGUACUAUAAAAAUGAUCGAUAAGUGGGAAGAAAAUAGAGGAGGGAGAGACGAGUUUGAAAUGGAUGUUCAUAAAGAGCUUCAUGAACUCUCAGCAGAGAUAAUAUCAAGAACAGCUUUCGGAAGCAGUUUUGAAGAAGGGAGGCGCAUUUUCAAUUUACAAGAGCAGCAAAUGCAUCUUUUCUCCAAGGCUGUCAGAAGUGUAUAUAUUCCCGGAUUCAGGUGGUUGCCUACUAAGAUGAACAAAGAAAGGUGGAGACUAGAGAAGGAAACUCGAGACUCUAUAAGGAUGCUGAUUGAGACCAACGGGAAAGCAAGGGAAGAUUCAAGAAAUCUCCUUGGUCUAUUAAUGUCUUCUUAUAAGAAUCAGGAUGGCGAAGAGGAAAUUCUGGGAGGGGAGGAGAUCAUAGAUGAAUGCAAGACCUUCUACUUUGCAGGAAAAGAAACAACUGCUAACCUUCUAACUUGGGCACUUCUUCUUUUAGCCCUGCAUCAGGAUUGGCAAACCAGGGCACGGGAAGAAGUGAAUUGCAUCUUCCAUGAAAACCAGCUUCUAGUUGCAGAGAAAUUAAACGACCUCAAGAUCAUAAGCAUGAUAAUCAAUGAAACAUUUCGACUCUACCCUCCGGCUGUGAUGUUGAUGAGACAGGCGUGUAAGAAGGUUAAGCUUGGGGACAUCGACAUUCCUGCUGACACACAGCUCUAUUGUGCCUUGACUGCUGUCCAUCAUGACACGGAGAUCUGGGGUGAAGAUGCUAAUAAGUUCAACCCAUAUAGAUUUAUGGAGCCUCGAAAGCAUUUAGCUUGUUUCAUCCCGUUUGGGUUGGGUCCCAGAAUUUGCGUUGGUCAAAACUUAGCCAUAGUUGAGGUGAAAAUUGUCCUAGCCAUGAUCAUUCGACAUUUCUCCUUCGUGGUAUCUCCAACCUAUGUUCAUGCCCCAAUGUUGUUUGUAAGCUUGCAGCCUCAAUAUGGUGCGCAAAUAAGGUUUAGGAGGCUUUCUACUUGAACAUUAGUAAGUUGUAACCGUUGUUUAUUUUAGUUUGUCUCUUGAGUUUUUUGAACAAGCUUGUAGAAAUGUGUUAUUCUACCAUCCUAUCAGCAGAGGAAGCCAUAUAGCAAGCGAGAUUUACAUAUGAUUUGGUGGUCA